AUGAUGAUAACUCUGGAGAAGCAGAAGAAUGUGAAUAUUACGAUUAAGGAUGGAUUACCUAUUAUAGGAUCCACCAUAAUCGAAGCUCUCACGACCCUCGACAAGAUGGAAGAUGCUGCAAAGAGACAAUCCCCCCAACAACCCAGAGCGGACAAUCAAAAGCCUCAGAGGACGACAAAGUCGAAGAAGAGGGAACGGGCAUCAUCCGACGGAGGAGAUGAUACCCCCGCCAAAAAAGUCAAGAAAGAGGACAGAAAGGCACCCUCCACGAGCAACAAAACUGCAGAGGCACAAAAGCCUUGGCAACUAGCGGCAGGGAGAAAGGCAAAGAAGAAGGAGAAGAAAAAUCAGGAGCAAGACCAGCCUCAACAACUGAGGAAAAAGGCAGAGAAGACCCCGCGGCGGAGAGGAGAUGCAAUCGUCGUAAGACCGGAACCGGGAAAAACUUACGCCGAGAUCUUGGGACAGAUCAAGGCAAGAGUAAAGCCGGAGGAGCUGAAUACGGAGGUUAAGUAUCUCAGCAAGACAAAAGAGGGCGGCGUUCUGAUUGGCGUAGGUAAGAGUGAUGAUAAAAUGGAAUCACUUAAAACGGCCAUCCAAACCGCCAUUGGAAAGGUAGGCACAGUCAGGGGAAAGAUCUCCAGAAUCACACUGGAAAUUAGGGACAUCGACAGUCUUACGACGCCGGACGAUGUCCGCAGUGCUAUCACAGCCGAGACGGGCGAAGAAGAUGCUAAAGUCCAUCUGUUCGAGCCGAACACGAGGGAGCAGAGGGUGGCAGUGGCCGAAAUAGAUCAGAUUAAGACCACCGCUCUGCUCAAAAAAGGGAAGAUCCGUAUCGGCUGUAUAAACUGCCGAGUGAGGGUUCGCGCGAACCCCACGCGAUGUUAUCGCUGCCUCGGUUACGGACACGUAAAGGUAAGAUGUAAAGGACCCGACAGGAGCGUCAACUGCUAG
Nasonia vitripennis (jewel wasp) is the source of this 957-nucleotide messenger RNA. RefSeq lists its product as uncharacterized. The transcript has a single exon. Lineage: Eukaryota; Metazoa; Arthropoda; Insecta; Hymenoptera; Pteromalidae. Bases 1 to 957 code for a protein of 318 amino acids. The record is from RefSeq and is a predicted model, not a curated record.